Messenger RNA from Cryptomeria japonica (Japanese cedar), 1446 nucleotides. RefSeq lists its product as uncharacterized. The transcript has 6 exons. The record is from RefSeq and is a predicted model, not a curated record. Gene Ontology annotation, molecular function: mRNA binding; structural constituent of ribosome. Gene Ontology annotation, cellular component: ribosome; mitochondrial large ribosomal subunit. Gene Ontology annotation, biological process: negative regulation of translation; translation. Bases 522 to 1088 code for a protein of 188 amino acids. Lineage: Eukaryota; Viridiplantae; Streptophyta; Pinopsida; Cupressales; Cupressaceae.
UCUUAUUACUUCAAACACGGGAUUUAAUGCACAUUUCAGAUCUUUUUUACGUUAGAAUAUAUUUGAGAAAAUUAAUUUUAAAAAUCCAUUUUGCAUAUCACUCCAGGGUUUAGGGUUUUUAGCCAAUAGACUAUAUUUUGCAUAUCAUCGGAAAGUUCUCUCACGCCGGGAAAACAACUUUCACGCACGUGAAACAUUCCUCGUUCCACGCCUGAAAACGAAUUUUAAUUCGCAGCUAAUAUUUUCGUUUAGAAGGCUGCAAAAAUCUUGUCUCGACCUCAAGAAUCUAGUAGCUCCAAAACCUUGCUGUUUUUAGAUAUCUUUGAAUGGAUUGAAGCAGGAACUGUAGGUAGAGUGGUUCUGGUUGGUCGCAUUUAAAAAAAAUUCUGCUUUGGUAGGGUUUUGCCUAAUUUUCCUGGAAACUCUGCCCAUUUUUACUCAUCGGCAUCGUUGACAGCACAACACAAUCUGUGCAGAAUCUUGAGAGAUCUUUGGAUAUAAUUUUCAUUUGCAUUAUCAAAAUGGCCAAUCUAAGUGUAAAGAAGGCUAUGGCUGGAAUCAAGCGCAUAAAUUUGGAGGGCCUCAGAUGGAGAGUUUUUGACUGUAAAGAGCAGGUUCUUGGAAGAUUAGCAUCACAGAUAUCAGUUGUGUUACAGGGCAAGGACAAGCCAACCUAUGCUCCAAAUCGUGAUGAUGGUGAUAUGUGUAUUGUCCUUAAUGCAAAAGAUAUCUGUGUAACAGGGAGGAAAAUGACUGAUAAAGUUUAUCGAUGGCAUACAGGAUAUGUUGGUCAUCUGAAAGAGAGGACUUUGAAAGAUCAGAUGGCAAAGGAUCCAACGGAAGUGAUCCGUAAGGCUGUAUUUCGCAUGCUACCCAAAAAUAGGUUGCAGGAUGAUCGAGAUAGAAAGCUCAGGAUUUUUCCUGGCAGUGAACACCCGUUUAAAGACAGGCCUUUGGAGAACUUUGUUAUGCCACCACGUAAAGUGAGAGAAAUGCGUCCUCGAGUAAGACGAGCAAUGAUUCGAGCUCAGAAAAAAGUUGAACAGAAUGAUGCUGUCAAACAAGAAGUGGAAAAGGAAUUAAACUGAGAUAUUAUACUGCACAUCAACUAGCAAAAUCGUACGAAAUGUGAUGCUGCAUAUUUGAAUUCUCUUUAAUGCAGUGUCAUAAUUGUGCAAAUUAGGAUGGAGAGUGUAUGCUCAACAGUGGAAUUCAUUUCUUACAUUCUGGUUUUGUUGUUUAUGGACUGCUUUCAAAACUUGAUUUCAAAUCUAGACAUGACAUCCUACUUAUGGAAUUUGCGUGCAAUCAAGUCUGAUUUGAAUUCUUGAUCUCUCAAAUUCGCUCAGGCCAGCUGGUCUGACCCACCACGUGCUCCUUAUUGGUGAAAUUCGCUUGGGGAUGGAGUGCAUUUGAUAUCAAAUGAGGAAUCUAAUCUUUAUUUUA